AUGUCGGAAACGAAGAAGAAACUGCUCGGUGAUCCGUUGGCAUCCAACUAUCACCUCGUCGCCUCAGCGAACACAAUGGAAACGGGAAGCUUGAGAUUCAUGAACGAAAAGCACCGUAAUCUACACGGAAUGGGCUGGUUUGUGACUUGUCUCUUCAUUGUUGGCGAAACGGCCGGCGGAGGCUUGAUCGCUCUACCGUCAGCGCUCUCAAACGCUGGAAUCUUCAGCGGAUUGUUGAUUGUAGCCGUCGUAGCUGCAGCUUGUAUGUACACCGGGAUGCAGCUAUCCGACAAUUGGGCAAUUCUCCAACAACGAUGGCCCGAAUACCGGGAACACUGUCGGAAACCCUAUCCGGCGAUGGGCAAUCGGUCACUUGGACCAGGAUUUGGAAAGUUUGUCUCAUUUUGUCUGGAUUUGACGUGUUUCGGGACGGCUUGCGUUUUCUUGCUGCUGGCUGCGAAAAAUAUCGAGAGUUUUCUGAUAGCUUGGGGUGGAGUUGAGAUCGGUUUCUGCCAAAUUCUCAUCUAUGUAUCGAUUUGCGUUUUGCCGGUGACAAUGCUCAAGAGUCCGAAAGAUUUCUGGUGGGCGGUAAUGUUGGCUAUGGUGACGACGACAAUCGCUGUCUCGUUGAUCAUCUAUGGAUCGAUUGAGGAUUAUCCGACUUGCUCACGCCAUAUCAGCUAUCCUGAGUUCUCGAUGGAGAAAACCUUCAUGUCCUUUGGAACAGUCGUUUUUGCCUACGGUGGUCACGGAGCUUUCCCCACCAUUCAACACGAUAUGCGAGAACCAUAUAAAUUCGGAAAAGCUUGCACUCUCGCUUUUGUCUUGAUUUGUGUGAUGUACUUGCCCGUUUCACUUACUGGUUAUUUCACCUAUGGCGGCUCGUUGAUGGACACAAUCAUUCCGUCAUUGCAGAAUGCAAACCUGCAAAUGGCCGUCAACUGUUUGAUAACUUUGCAUGUCAUCUUGGCUUUAACGAUCAUGUUCAAUCCGAUCAAUCAGUCCUUUGAAGAGCUCAUGAAAGUGCCUCAUGAUUUCUGUUGGCAGCGAGUAGCCGCUCGGACUUUCGUCAUGGCUUGUGUCGUCUUUGCCGCUGAAUCUGUUCCUAAUUUUGGCCCACUUUUGGAUUUAGUUGGAGGCUCAACGAUAACCCUGAUGGCUUUAAUUUUCCCAUGUGUCUUCAAUUUGUGCCUCUGUGCUGGUAAAGAAAAGUACAAAGGAGAAGAGGCGUCAAAAGAUGAGGAGCCCGUUUCACUUUCUGACAUUCUCGAAUACACUCCCAAAAAGAAGUUGCUCAUCAAUUUGCUUGUACUUUUGAUGGCUGUGAUCGGCGGCUGUGCGGCCACUUUCUCGGCGGUGGACACGAUGAUGAACCUAGAAUUUCAUCCACCUUGCUAUGCCGCUUGGUUCACCGGACAUUUACCCAAUUCACAAACGGCACAUUUGGACAAUCACGGGAAAUUCGCGUGUUGUGGUGAGCACAGGAACAUCUCUCGGUUCGGUCUCGACUACUGUUUAAAUCCAUUCGAGCAAAUCGGUGCCGCGAGUCAUGGA
This is a messenger RNA of Mesorhabditis belari, 1554 nucleotides long. Lineage: Eukaryota; Metazoa; Nematoda; Chromadorea; Rhabditida; Rhabditidae. The record is from the annotation of a GenBank genome assembly.